UUAUUUGGAAAUAGCUAACAAAAAAAUGCAUCCAUGGGAUUAAGAUACAUACAACGAAUCUAAUACCAGUGUAACAGUCAAAGAAACAGUCUACUUUGCUGGCAGUUUAAAACAAUCGACUUACUGUGUAAAACACGAUGACACCAUCAAUUGGCGUUUUACAAACGCUUUUCGCCGUAAUAUUCAUAAUUUUUACUGCGCCUCAAGCCGAAUCGACACAAUCUGGCAUAUACGUCGAUAAUGGUAAAGAUCAGACGGUAAUGCAACGUGUACUAACUGACGAUGACAAGCUGGAUGUAUCCUAUGAAAUAUUGGAGUUCCUAGGAAUAGCUGAUCGUCCCAUGCAUCAUCGUAGCCAUGGGCUGUCUCUAAGAAAAUCGGCACCGAAGUUUUUACUUGAUGUUUAUAAUCGCAUUACCGCUGAAGAAGGACUCAGUAUUCAAAAUAACAAUGAACACAGUCGAUCCAAGCGUGAUCUAAAUGAAAAUGAAAAGAAUUUUAUAACAGAUCUCGAUAAACGUGCAAUUGAUGAAAGUGAUAUUAUAAUGACAUUUUUAAAUAAACGCAAUCACAACGUCGAAGAGAUGCGACACGAACAUGGACGUCGUCUCUGGUUCGAUGUCAGCAAUAUACCCAAUGAUAAUUAUCUAAUGAUGUCCGAAUUGCGUAUCUAUCAGAAUUCAAAUGAAGGCAAAUGGAUGACGACUAAUAAACAAUUUACGGUUACCGUCUAUAUGAUACGAUCGAGCGGAUCGUCUCAGAAUACGUUGGAGCCGCUUUCCUCGGUAAACACAACGGGUGAUUACGUUGGCUGGUUGGAGUUGAAUGUCACAGAAGCUUUGCACGAUUGGCGCAUCAAUUCGAAUGAAAAUCAUGGCAUUUAUAUCGGAGCACACGCUCUGAAUAAGCCAGAUCGUGAAAUUAAAUUGGAUGAUAUUGGCUUGAUACAUCGCAAGAUCAAGGUAGACGAUGACAAUCAACCGUUUAUGAUUGGAUUUUUUAGGGGUCCCGAACUGAUCAAGGCCACAGCCUCGCACAGCUCACAGAAGCGUACAAAACGCAGUACUUUACAUCAGCGAAAGAAGAGCAAAUCGGAGACGGUGAAUCCGUUUGCAGAAAAUAUCGUCGAGAAUACACGCAGCUGUCAGAUGCAAACACUUUAUAUUGACUUCAAAGAUCUGGGCUGGCACGAUUGGAUUAUUGCACCAGAUGGCUAUGGCGCCUUCUACUGCAGCGGCGAAUGUAAUUUUCCACUUAAUGCGCAUAUGAAUGCGACGAAUCAUGCGAUUGUUCAAACUCUGGUCCAUCUCAUCGAGCCGAAGCGAGUGCCCAAGCCCUGCUGUGCACCAACACGAUUGGGCGCAUUGCCUGUGCUCUAUCACCUCAACGAUGAGAAUGUUAAUUUGAAAAAGUAUAGAAACAUGAUCGUUAAGUCCUGUGGGUGCCAUUAAAUAUAUCAUUUUAUAUAGUUUGUAAAUCUACAUUACCAUUUACAUGUACUUCCAUGAAUAAUCUCGAAUAACUAAUAUCG
Drosophila hydei is the source of this 1531-nucleotide messenger RNA. It is a transcript of the gene gbb, whose product is annotated as protein 60A. Bases 138 to 1451 code for a protein of 437 amino acids. Gene Ontology annotation, cellular component: extracellular region. The record is from RefSeq and is a predicted model, not a curated record. The transcript has 2 exons. Lineage: Eukaryota; Metazoa; Arthropoda; Insecta; Diptera; Drosophilidae. Gene Ontology annotation, molecular function: cytokine activity; growth factor activity. Gene Ontology annotation, biological process: SMAD protein signal transduction; BMP signaling pathway.